This is a messenger RNA of Plodia interpunctella (Indianmeal moth), 4771 nucleotides long. It is a transcript of the gene CtBP, whose product is annotated as C-terminal Binding Protein. The record is from RefSeq and is a predicted model, not a curated record. Bases 637 to 2010 code for a protein of 457 amino acids. Lineage: Eukaryota; Metazoa; Arthropoda; Insecta; Lepidoptera; Pyralidae. Gene Ontology annotation, biological process: regulation of transcription by RNA polymerase II. The transcript has 13 exons. Gene Ontology annotation, cellular component: nucleus. Gene Ontology annotation, molecular function: DNA-binding transcription factor binding; transcription corepressor activity; transcription coactivator activity.
UUUCGGCGCGUCACUUUCGUUUCCCCGGAGCUUGUCCGUUUCAUUACGCAAAUCCGCCAUUUUGUAUGUGGCUGGCGGUGCUUUCGGGUUUACUAUCUCGAUUUAGUGAUUUUCUCGAGUAAAAACUGUUAACCUCGUAAAAUAAGACUUUCAAAGCUGUCUGUGAACUAAAUCGACUGUAUUGUGUAGUAAUUUUUCUGCUAUAACUUGUGUUUUUCGUGUAUUGUGUGUGUCCUAUAAUUGGAGCGCGUGGCUGGUGACUCUUUGUUGUUGGAUUCAGCAUAUUUACGAUUGUGGACUUUGGACCAAACAUUUGGACUACACAGUGACUUCAAAAUAGUGUUGUGCCGUGUUGUGGAGUAGUGAUUGUGGACGGCAUCGCCGCUCAUUAGUGUUCAGUGUGUGAUCAGUGACAGUGUCAGUGUUGUGCGCGCGUUGCGUCCGACGUGGCGCCGACGCGGCCGUCAACUCAAUGCCGGUCCGCCGAUGGAGCGGUGAUCGCCUGACUACGUCACUAGUGCAGCGUUGGUAAAAUAUGCGCGAGCGCCCCGGCGGCCGAGUGCUGACCACCUCGCUAAUGACAUUGCAAUUGUGACGCGCUGCGGAGCGGUGACUAAAGCGGCUCUGCCGCUUUAAAUGGACAAACGCAAGAUGCUGCCAAAGAGAGCGCGUAUGGAUAGCAUGCGGGGUCCCAUUGCAAAUGGACCCCUGCAAUCAAGGCCCUUAGUGGCGUUACUAGACGGUCGCGACUGCACUGUAGAGAUGCCGAUACUAAAGGAUGUGGCGACGGUCGCGUUCUGCGACGCGCAGUCCACCUCGGAGAUCCACGAGAAGGUGCUCAACGAGGCGGUGGGCGCGCUCAUGUGGCACACGAUCAUACUCACCAAGGAGGACCUCGAGAAGUUCAAGACCCUCAGGAUCAUCGUGCGCAUAGGCUCCGGCGUCGACAACAUUGAUGUCAAAGCCGCCGGGGAAUUAGGCAUAGCUGUAUGUAAUGUGCCCGGCUACGGCGUAGAAGAAGUAGCGGACACGACGAUGUGUCUCAUAUUGAAUUUGUACCGGCGGACGUACUGGCUCGCCAACAUGGUGCGGGAAGGGAAAAAAUUCACAGGUCCAGAGCAGGUGCGCGAGGCAGCGACGGGCUGCGCGCGGAUCCGCGGCGACACGCUCGGCAUCGUGGGGCUCGGCCGCAUCGGCUCCGCCGUGGCGCUGCGGGCCAAGGCCUUCGGCUUCAACGUCAUCUUCUACGACCCCUACCUGCCCGACGGCAUCGAGAAGUCGCUCGGGCUCACCAGGGUCUACACGCUGCAGGACCUCCUAUUCCAGAGCGAUUGUGUAUCAUUGCACUGCAGCCUAAACGAACACAAUCAUCACCUCAUCAACGAGUUUACUAUCAAACAGAUGCGUCCAGGCGCGUUCCUGGUGAACACGGCGCGCGGCGGCCUCGUGGACGACGAGGGCCUGGCGGCCGCGCUCAAGCAGGGCCGCAUCCGCGCCGCUGCGCUCGAUGUGCACGAGAACGAGCCCUUCAACGUGUUCCAGGGUCCGCUGAAAGAUGCGCCGAAUUUACUGUGCACGCCGCACGCGGCCUUCUACUCUGACGCGAGUGCGCAGGAGCUGCGGGAGAUGGCCGCCUCCGAGAUACGGCGCGCCAUCGUGGGCCGCAUCCCCGACUGUCUGCGCAACUGCGUCAACAAGGACUACUUCCUGCCGGGCGCGACGUCGGUGGGCUCAGCACCGGCGGUGGGUGUGGGCAGCGUGGGCGGCGUGGGCGGCGUGCUGCCGGCGGGCGGGCUGGCGGCGCCGGCGCCGUACGCGGAGGGCAUCAACGGCGGGUACUACAGCGGCGGCGCCCAGGCUGCGCACUCCACCACCGCCGUGCACGAGCCGCCGGCGCCGCCCGUGCCGCUGCAGCAGCCGCCGCCGCAGCAGCCGCCCAUCUCUCUGCCAAUGAACACGUCAGACGGGGCGAACCACCAGCUCAGCAAAGAGAGCUCGGACGUGCACUAGAGCUCUGAGGCCGCUACGUUGCAGUACCGACCGCGCGACAUACAAACAAUAGUUUUAUUCCACACCAACUAUGUUAAGUAAUGAGCCACGCGGUUGCAUUGAGACGCGUCCAUCGGCGGGAUAUAGGGAUUUGCGAGCGAUUGUAAUCCACGAAGCGUAAGCAGAGAUUUAUUGCCGUUUUGUAAUAAAAAUUGGGACGCGGAGCUGUGGCGGACGGGUGGGGUAACGGUUUCGCUAUAGCUCCGCCCCAGUCCGAGAAACGAAAUAAGCCCCGCUUGUUUACGUAAGUCUGUGCGCAUUUCAUUGUAGCUGUGCGCACAAGUCGAUAUACCGGGUGUGUUACUCUAUGUGGUCCGUUUAGUAAUACUUACGGGGUAGAUACAAGCUAAGGGUCGUUAAACUGAAGGCUACAUUUAGCUUACACAAUAACAAUAAGUAAAUAAUAGAAAUUCAUAUGCUGUGCAAGUUCACAGAUUACUCUGAUUUAUCAGCCAUUUUAAUACCUCCACUCUCAUACUCGGGUCUUAUGGUAGGAUAAAGCAAAUAUGAUUGAAAUUUCAAAGUUAAGUUUAUCCAUAGUUGUAAGAUUAAUGAAGUAGGAGCGAGACGAUGUGCUCAACAAUUAUUAUACGAUAUAAAUAUUUUGUAUUAAUGUUGUUUUUCCACAAAAUGAAUUCCACUCGCUCCAUACACAGUCUUGCACGCAAAUCGCUAUAUCCAAACAUGGCAUUUGGGAAAUGGAUGCCUUUGAUACACUACACAAUUGAAAGCCAUUUUGGAAAUACAUAGACUGUGAAAUAGUAGUACUUUCCAAAAUUGUAUGAAAGCGUCAGACAUACGCGUUUGUUGGCAUUGUUUAUUUUACAUUUUAGACGACCAUCUCUGCUUAGCAAUUUUUUAUAGAGAACAAAUAUUUAAUGUGUAAAAUAAACAAGAACAUAUGUAAUUUAGUUAAAUAAUUCCACAAGUGAUAGACGAGUGGGUAUGCGUUCUUAAUUAUAAAUUAAACAUAGUUUUUAUUAAGUGAAAUUUUGUAAGCUCGUGAUAUUUUGUAUAUCUAGAGUUGUGUGAAUAAAUUUUGUAAAGCCAGCUUCAGAAAUACGUUAUCGUAUUGUAUCUAGAUUUGAGUGCGCGUACUUACUACUAUCAAACGAAGGCUUCAGAUUAUAUUAUAUUCUUUAGUUUUUCGCGCUCCUAACUUGAGAUUACUAUUUACGGGGCUUAAUACGAAAUUAUUAUUUGUUAAAUUAACAAAUAACUAUAAUAUUAAAAAUGUAGGUAUCACCUACCGUUGUAUUUAUCAGAAGCGAAAUUUCGAGCUAAAUUCCGUAAAUUUUUAUCAGAGUUGUGUAUUUAUUUGAAUAAAAUAGCGCAAUAGUAACGUUGCAGUAUUCAAUUAUCGUCAAAGUCGGUUAUCGUUUGUGCAACGGGGAAGUGUAACAGUGAUAUAGUGGACAUGAGCGGUGAAUGGAAUAGGAUAGAUUAUAUCGAGUAAGAAUAAUGAUUGAGGAACGUUAAGCGUGUGAUGUGACUGAUUAUACUACGAAGUAUACAAUAUACAGUGUGAUUCGCAGACAUUGAUAGAAAUAGAUGACGUCUCGCUGUGAAUGUUGAGGGACGUUUGUGUAUUCAACUUGUAGCCGUGUCCGUACUUUCGAUAAAUUUUCUGUCGGCUAAUCAAAUAAGGCGAUACACAGAAUGACACAAAGUUACGCCUAAAUUACACAACUAUAUGUCUUUAGCUAUUUUAUAUAGCUUUUAGCUCCAAUGAGUUUUACGUGUAUGGCUGUUUGCUAUGCAAUAAUAAUUCCAAAGUGCGUACACGGCUCAACACAGAAUUGUGUCAAACAGUUCGGAAUAAAACUCGCUGCGGCCACAUAAGCGUUUUAAGCUUAUCUCGCUGGGUAUCCGGACACGCAUAUUGCAAUGUCUAUUAGAUAGUUGGUCUGUGGUACGAAGGUAGGGCGUCUCAAUGCAAACGAUGAACGAAUAGUCGAUUCUGUGUUUGUAUUUGGUAAGUUGGGACAGCUAAUAUAAAUACUGUUAUGUGUAAAUGCGUGUUGCAAUCGCGGGCCGUUGUGUGUGUGUGAGGCGAGGACGGGGUGGUCAGGGCCGGCUGUGUGUCUUCAAAUUGUACAAAGCUUGUGUCAAAAUUAGUAUUACAAGAUCUGGAUAAGAGUAUGGUUAGCAAGUGUUUCGUCUUGAAAUUAUCUUAGAAACCGGUAAUAAUAUGAAAAUAAAAACGUUAAAUAAAACGUUUUGUUAUUGAUUGUAACUGCGUGGGCAUCAUGAAGUAUGGAAAGGGUUGGUAGAAGAGAUUUCCAAUAGAUGUAAUAUUCCCGGCCACAGCCGGCAGCGACCGGGCGCAGUCGCAGGAUCUAAUUAGCAUUUUGCUCGCAUUUGUGGCAUCCUGGUCGCGACCGAACGCAUACAUACGAACUUAUUUUUAAGCAUCAAACAAAUGGACUGUAGAUUCUAUCAUCACACUUAAUUAAACGAGAAAACAGGAGCUCGUGUUUUUUUUUAUUUGAAUGUACAAAAUCAUGCUUUCAUUUGAUUAUUUUUUCUAAAUAGAGUUUAAGUGACGAAUUUGUACAUGAACACUAAACGGUUGCGUUACCCAAUAACCACCUGUUUUAAAAUCGCGAGAAUUGGUAUUUAAAAUUAGUAUUUACUUACAGUUUAGUUUAAUGACAAAAACAAUGUGUAUAUUUUAUGAGAAAAAAGUUCUUAAAUAAAACUAUUGUUUUCGGAUUAAAUA